Onychomys torridus (southern grasshopper mouse) is the source of this 2948-nucleotide messenger RNA. Its product is annotated as zinc finger protein 420-like. The coding region runs from base 111 to 2228 and encodes 705 amino acids. The record is from RefSeq and is a predicted model, not a curated record. Lineage: Eukaryota; Metazoa; Chordata; Mammalia; Rodentia; Cricetidae. The transcript is spliced from 4 exons. Gene Ontology annotation, molecular function: DNA-binding transcription repressor activity, RNA polymerase II-specific. Gene Ontology annotation, biological process: negative regulation of transcription by RNA polymerase II.
AGGGCGCUUCCGCGUUCCUUCUGCGCCUGUGCGUUCUGCUCUCUGGCUGUCUUCUCCAAAGUUGGGCCAGUGCCUCGGGGACCUCUUGGCUCUCUGGUAGCAUCUCUGACAUGGAGGGACUGCUCUCCUUCAGGGAUGUGGCCAUUGAUUUCUCUGCAGAGGAGUGUGAAUGCCUAGAUCUUGCUCAGUGGAAUCUGUACAGGGAUGUGAUGCUGGAGAACUACAGCAACCUUGUCUUCCUGGGUCUAGCUUUUUCUAAGCCAUAUUUGGUGACAUUUCUCGAGCAAAGAAAAGAGCCAUGGAAUGUGAAGGGACCAGCACCAGUUGCUGUAUACCCAGAAAUAAAACCUUAUAAAUUUAAAGAAUGUGGCAAGACCUUUCCUUGGAAUUCACUUCUUAUUCAACACCAUAAAACUCAUCCUGGAGAAAAACUUUACAAAUGUGGUGAAUGUGGCAAGGCCUUUAAUGUUCGCUCAACACUUUAUAAACACCACAGAAUUCAUACUGGAGAGAAACCCUACAAAUGCAAAGAAUGCGGCAAAGGUUUUACAUGUUCUUCAAGCCUUAACCAGCACCACAGAAUUCAUACUGGAGAGAAACCCUACAAAUGUCAAUGUGGCAAAGCUUUUAAUAAUUCUUCAGCUCUCACUCAGCACCAAAGAAUUCAUACUGGAGAAAGACCGUACAAGUGUGAAGAAUGUGGCAAAGCCUUUAAUAAUUGCUCAGCCCGUACUCGACACCAAAGAAUUCAUACUGGAGAAAGACCCUACAGAUGUGCAGCUUGUGGUAAAACCUUCAAUUUUCCCACAUCACUUUCUCAACAUCAGAGAAUCCAUACUGGAGAGAAACCCUACAAAUGUGAAGAAUGUGGCAAAGCCUUUAACUGUUCUUCACAUCUUAAACAGCAUCGAAUUAUUCAUACUGGAAAGAAACCCUACAAAUGUAAAGAAUGUGACAAAGCUUUUAACUGUUCUUCAAGUCUUAACCAACACCGUAGAAUUCACACUGGUGAGAAACGCUACAUAUGUGAGGAAUGUGGCAAAGCCUUUAAUAAUUGUUCAGCUCUUACUCAACACCAAAGAAUUCACAGUGGAGAGAAACCCUUCAAGUGUGAAGAAUGUGGCAAAGCCUUUUAUAAUUGCUCGGCCCUUUCUCGACACCACAAGAUUCAUACUGGAGAAAAACCCUUCAAAUGUGCAGAUUGUGGCAAAGCUUUUAUUUUUCGUUCAUCACUUUCUCAGCACCAGAGAAUUCACACUGGAGAGAAACCCUACGAAUGCAAUGAAUGUGGGAAGGCCUUUAACUGUUCUUCACACCUUAACCAACAUGGAAGAAUUCACAGUGGAGAGAAACCUUAUAAAUGUGAAGAGUGUGGCCAGACGUUUAUCUGUUCAUCAUACCUACAUAAGCAUCAGAAGAUUCAUACUAUUGAGAAACUCUAUGAAUGCAAAGAAUGUGGUAAAGCCUUUAGCUGUUCUUCAUACCUUAAAUAUCACCAGAGAUUUCAUACUGGCGGGAAAUCUUACACAUGCAAAGAAUGUGACAAAACCUUUAGGUCCUCUUCAUACCUUAGGAAUCAUCAGAGAUUUCAUACUGGAGAGAAACCCUACACAUGCAAAGACUGUGGUAAAGCCUUUGUUAAUUCUUCAAGACUUCUUGUACACCAAAGAAUUCACACUGGAGAGAAACCAUACAAGUGCAAAGAAUGUGGCAAGGCCUUUAGGUGUUCUUCUUAUUUUAAGUAUCAUCAGAGACUUCAUACUGGAGAAAAACCCUAUACAUGCAAAGAAUGUGGCAAAGCCUUUGCUAAAUCUUCAUUUCUUAUUCUACACCAAAGAAUUCAUACUGGGGAAAAACCCUACAAAUGUGCAGAGUGUGGCCAGGCCUUUAUCUGUUCCUCAUACCUGAGGAAGCAUCAGAGAAUCCAUACUGGUGAGAAACCUUAUACAUGUGAAGAAUGUGGCAAAGCUUUUAGCAUUUUCUCAUCCUUCAUUCAACACCAGAGAAUUCAUACUGGAGAAAAACCUUACAAAUGCAAAGAAUGUGACAAAGCAUUUAAUAAUCAUUCAGCCCUUAUAAAGCAUCAAAGAAUUCAUACUGGAGAGAAGCCCUACACAUGCAAAGAAUGUAAUAAAGCCUUUAAUAAUAGCUCAAGCCUUAUUCGACAUCAGCGAAUUCAUACUGGAAUUGAAACCCUAGAAGUUCAAGGAAUGUGGCAAGGUCUUUAAUAACAGUUCAACUCUUAGCUCCCCAAACUCACAGUAGAAAGAAAGUGGAAAAAAGGAGACAAAUAAGUGUUUUAUACAUACACAAUGUAAAAAUUCACGCAUGAAAGAAACCUUCAAAUUCAAGUAGUGUUGCAAGUCUGUUAGCUCUUCUUCUUAUCUCGAUAGCAGAGGAUUUGUAUUGGGGAGCCCUAAAACUAUAUCAGGGAUUUUAAUGAAUGUUCACUCCUCAUCAGUGAAUUCAUGCUUCAUGGAAAUUUUAGCACAUAUUGACUUUGGAAUGACCUUUGUCCAAUAUGUGUGAGCAAAGUAGUUAUGCCAGAGCAAAUGAGGUAACAUAAAGAGUGUAGUGAAGCUAAUACCUCAGAGCUUACUGGAUAUGAGAAUUACUGUACGUGCUAAAUCCUAUGAAUAUAUAGAAUAAUGUAAAAAUAAAGUGAAUGCUGCCUAUAAAUUAUGGGACAUUAUUUGAUGUGAUAGAAAUAAAUUAUCACAGAUGUCAGAAUCAUGCACACAGCUCAGCAAGGAUAUGAAUUUUUUAAUGAAACCAUGUAGCCUCAUGUUUGAAAACAGAAGUUAGCACAACUCUCAAACUGUGUUAAAAGAACAAGACCUGUUCCUGAUUGAUUUCAGUCUAGUUCUUCCCACAGAAAACAUAUAGUAGGUAUAAAAUAGAGGUUGCCCGUGAAGCUUACUUCUGUAAAUAAACAAAUUUGAAUGGUU